This is a messenger RNA of Diaporthe citri, 1038 nucleotides long. RefSeq lists its product as uncharacterized. The transcript has 3 exons. The record is from RefSeq and is a predicted model, not a curated record. Gene Ontology annotation, biological process: carbohydrate metabolic process. The coding region runs from base 1 to 1038 and encodes 345 amino acids. Lineage: Eukaryota; Fungi; Ascomycota; Sordariomycetes; Diaporthales; Diaporthaceae. Gene Ontology annotation, cellular component: extracellular region. Gene Ontology annotation, molecular function: cellulose binding.
AUGAGGACCUUCAGCCUUGCCGCCGUCGCAGCCUUGCUGGCCACCGCCAAUGCAGGCACUGUCAUCUGGGACGGCCGCUUCAACGACCUGUCCUCGUCCGCAGACUUGGCUACAUGGUCCUGGUCAAACCAGGUCGGGCCGUACCAGUACUACAUCCACGGCUCGGGCGCCGUCACUGAAUAUGUCAACCUGUCACCCUCGUACAAGAACCCGGCCGAUACGACGUCCAAGCAGGGAGCCAAGAUUACGCUCACCAACACGGCGUACUGGAACGGGCAGAAUAUGCGCCGCACAGAGCUCAUCCCGCAGACUUCCGCGGGCAUCAACAAGGGCAAAGUGUGGUAUCACUUCUCAAUGAUGACGAGCGGCACCAACUACCCAUCCAUCUACCGGGAGCACCAGAUCAACUUCUUCGAGAGCCACUUCACCGAGAUGAAGUCUGGCUGGAUCUCUGGCGAGGCUGCCACGAGCAACCCUAACCUCCAGUGGAUGGUCGGCGGCGUGAGCAAGUGGUCUACCAACUUCACCGCGGGUGUAUGGCACAAUGUUGCUUACGAAAUCGACUUCAGCGCCAACACAGUUGGGUUCUGGCACUCGACCGGCUCAGACCCCCUCAAGCUGACCGUAUCCCCCGUCAGCGCGAGCACAAGCAGCAACGGCGCGGACUGGCACCUGGGCGUGCUCGAGCUCCCCAGGAGCGGGUACUCGGACAGCAACGAGGACUUCUACUUCUCCGGGGUGUACGUCGAGUCCGGCAGCCUGACGACCACGAUCGGAUCCGGAAGCUCAUCGGGCGGAGACUCCUCGCCUGUGCCGUCCAGCACCGCUACGUCCACCAAGAGCACGACCUCGGCCGCGUCAACCACCUCAAAGGCGCCGGCGACCAGCACGGCCUCCUCCGCGUCCGCGACGCCCACAUCUGGCUGCACUGCUGCUAAGUGGGCCCAGUGCGGCGGUACCAACUGGAGCGGUUGCACUGUGUGUGACUCGGGAAGCACUUGCACCAAGUCGAACGAGUAUUACUCUCAGUGCCUGUAG